CCCAGACUGCCCCUACAUCCCCUGCCCUCUACCUCCCCUAGCAAAGAGCAACAGCAACAUCACAAUGGCCAACGACACCAACGACCUCGCCCCUCCAUUCGGCUACCCCGUCCGCCGUAACGGCACCUGCUACGACACCGAAAACGACUGCGGUUCAACCUGGGGUCCCUACCGCGAAUGCUGUCCCAAGGGCGCCACCUGCGCCCCCGGGAACUGCUGUCACUCUGCCGCAGCAUGCGGCAACAUUCUCAAACUGGAUCCGCAUUGCGGGAAUACCUCGGCCCUUUUGUAUUAUGAGAAUGAUUAUUUCUGUUGUUCGAGAGGGCUGGAUGCGUUUGCGAGGGUGUCGAAUGGGUUCGUGGGCUGCACGGAUGAUGUCUCCACGUUGGGGUCGGAGUUUAGUCUGUUGUCGCCGGUUUCGACGACGACUACAUCAACUACUGCAUCUGCUACGGUGACGUCAGAUGCAUCUUCGUCUACAUCGACAGCAGAUACUAGUGGUUUAUCGUCGUCGAUAAUAUCAUCGGCGACUGCGCAACCUACGACAAAUGCGUCUUCAAACACAGAAAGCAAAACGAAUACGGGUGCCAUCGCAGGUGGGGUAGUAGGUGGUGUCGCCGGCUUAGCACUCAUUAUCUUCAUCAUCUGGUUUAUGAUCUCGAGAAGGUUACAAGCCGCACGGAGACAUGCAGAUGAUGAUAUGCCUUCGACAUAUAUAGGUCAUCGAACUAAGAACAAUCAUCCGAGGGAGCUGCAGGGAGAUGCGGCCGCUCCACCUGUUGCUGAGUUGGUGUUUGCUCCGCCGGUUUAUGAGUUGGGUUCACGACCUCCUGUUUAUGAGUUGGGGUCGAGGCCGCCUGUUUUUGAGUUGGCGGGGGGUGUGGAUGGGGGAAGGAUAUAA
Aspergillus costaricaensis CBS 115574 is the source of this 901-nucleotide messenger RNA. RefSeq lists its product as uncharacterized. The transcript has 2 exons. The record is from RefSeq and is a predicted model, not a curated record. The coding region runs from base 65 to 901 and encodes 278 amino acids. NCBI's taxonomy places the organism in Eukaryota, Fungi, Ascomycota, Eurotiomycetes, Eurotiales, Aspergillaceae.